CUUAUCACACGUCGGAGAGCAAAAAGAAAAGGAAAUAUUCAAAAUAGAGGGAAAAAAAUGAAGUGUCCAUACUGUUCAUCGGCGCAAGGACGGUGUGCCACCACAAGCUCCGGUAGAUCGAUAACGGAGUGCUCAUCUUGCGGUCGCGUUGUAGAAGAACGGCAGACGCAAAACCAACACCUCUUUCAUCUCCGAGCCCAAGACACUCCUCUCUGCCUAGUCACUUCUGAUCUUCAAACGGCGGCGCAACCGUCUCCAGAAGACGAGGAAGAUCCGUUUGAACCUACUGGAUUCAUCACCGCCUUCUCUACUUGGUCACUCGAGCCUAACCCGAUAUUCGCUCGCUCUUCCCUCUCUUUCUCUGGUCAUCUCUCUGAACUCGAACGAACCCUAGAACUUGCUUCCUCCACAUCGAAUUCUACAAAUUCGAAUUCUUCAACGGUUGUGGUGGAUAAUCUUAGGGCUUAUAUGCAGAUUAUCGAUGUGGCGUCGAUUUUAGGGUUGGAUUGUGAUAUCUCUGAGCAUGCUUUCCAGUUGUUUAGGGAUUGUUGCUCAGCUACUUGCUUGCGGAACAGAAGCGUUGAAGCUUUAGCCACUGCUUGCCUUGUUCAAGCUAUUAGGGAAGCUCAGGAGCCUAGAACUCUUCAGGAAAUCUCCAUUGCAGCCAAUGUACAGCAGAAAGAAAUUGGGAAGUACAUCAAGAUUUUGGGAGAAGCUCUACAACUAAGUCAACCCAUCAAUAGCAACUCUAUAUCAGUUCAUAUGCCAAGAUUCUGUACCCUCCUUCAACUAAAUAAAUCCGCUCAGGAACUAGCAACACAUAUUGGCGAAGUUGUGAUCAACAAAUGCUUCUGCACCCGUAGAAACCCGAUCAGCAUUUCUGCAGCUGCUAUCUAUCUGGCAUGUCAGCUUGAAGACAAACGAAAGACGCAAGCAGAGAUUUGUAAAAUAACUGGACUAACUGAGGUAACCCUACGUAAAGUGUACAAGGAACUACUAGAAAAUUGGGAUGACCUGCUCCCAUCUAAUUACACACCAGCCGUCCCACCAGAGAAAGCCUUUCCCACAACCACAAUAUCCACAACCCGCUCAACAACUCCUAGAGCUGUGGAUCCACCGGAAUCAAGCUUCAUGGACAGAGACAAGCCAUCAGUCAAACCAAUUGACACUUGUGAUCAUACCUACCAACAACUUAAAGGAAAAGAAGAUAAGCAGCCAAAAUUCAGACAGCCUUGGCUGUUUGGAACCGCCAGUGUCAUGAACCCAGGAGAGAUGAUAAGCGAAGCAGGCAAACCUAAUGCUAUGGACUAUGAAAAGCAACAACCUGAUAAGCAGCAGCUAGGCGAUAAGGACACAUUGCCUGUAUAUUUAAGGCAACAUAACCAAUUCCCUUCAAAUCCAUCUCCAUCUACAGGUAUCAACACAAUCAAUUGGUCAUUCCGACCUUCUGGUGUGCCGGGAUCUUCCAUAAACUUGCCUGUUGUUCAUCCGCCAAAGCUGCCCCCAGGCUAUGCUGAGAUUAGAGGCAGUGCAUCUCAAACAGGAAACAAAAACGUUAGUAAUCCUCAUGGAGACUUGUGCUAGAAAAACUAUUAAUGCACAUACUCUUGUAUUGUCUAGUCUUGUAUGCAUCUUGGCUUGUAUACAAAAUAUUUCCAGACUAUGUGAUUGAUUGGAUUUACAGAGCAGCUGCGCUUUUUUUAUGUUGGGCUUUGUAAUAAAUAGCUCAUUUACCAUGGUGGCCCAUUAUUA
This is a messenger RNA of Capsella rubella, 1752 nucleotides long. Its product is annotated as plant-specific TFIIB-related protein 1. Bases 58 to 1584 code for a protein of 508 amino acids. The transcript is spliced from 3 exons. Gene Ontology annotation, biological process: transcription preinitiation complex assembly; DNA-templated transcription initiation. Gene Ontology annotation, cellular component: transcription preinitiation complex; nucleus. Gene Ontology annotation, molecular function: TBP-class protein binding. The record is from RefSeq and is a predicted model, not a curated record. Lineage: Eukaryota; Viridiplantae; Streptophyta; Magnoliopsida; Brassicales; Brassicaceae.